Zophobas morio is the source of this 7125-nucleotide messenger RNA. RefSeq names its product potassium voltage-gated channel protein Shaker (gene shaker). Gene Ontology annotation, biological process: potassium ion transmembrane transport; protein homooligomerization. The coding region runs from base 17 to 1612 and encodes 531 amino acids. Gene Ontology annotation, cellular component: membrane; voltage-gated potassium channel complex. NCBI's taxonomy places the organism in Eukaryota, Metazoa, Arthropoda, Insecta, Coleoptera, Tenebrionidae. Gene Ontology annotation, molecular function: delayed rectifier potassium channel activity; protein binding. The record is from RefSeq and is a predicted model, not a curated record. The transcript has 6 exons.
CAAGAACAACGCCUGGAUGAAGCUGAUGGGCAUCGUCCACAAGGAGCGCCGCCACCACGACUCCGGGGCCACUUCCACAGAUCGCACUCUUAGCCAGUCGCUGCCCAAGCUCAGCAGCCAGGAAGAGGACGGGCACACCCCCCACUCCCAGUUCACUGGCGUAGCCCACUUUGAGCCCAUCCCGCACGACCACGACUUUUGUGAGAGAGUCGUGAUAAACGUCAGCGGCCUCCGGUUCGAGACGCAACUUAGAACGCUAAAUCAGUUUCCUGACACGCUGCUAGGAGAUCCGGCACGCCGCAUCCGCUACUUCGACCCGCUUCGCAAUGAGUACUUCUUCGACAGAAACCGGCCCUCCUUCGACGCCAUCCUGUACUACUACCAGAGCGGCGGUCGCCUGCGCCGCCCCGUCAACGUGCCGCUGGACGUCUUCUCCGAGGAGAUCAAGUUCUACGAGCUGGGCGAGCUGGCGAUCAACAAGUUCCGCGAGGACGAGGGCUUCAUCAAGGAGGAGGAGAAGCCGCUGCCGUCGCACGAGUUCCAGCGCAACGUCUGGCUGCUGUUCGAGUACCCCGAGUCGUCGCAGGCGGCGCGCGUCGUCGCCAUCAUCUCCGUGUUCGUUAUCCUGCUGUCUAUCGUUAUCUUCUGCCUGGAAACGCUGCCCGAGUUCAAGCACUACAAGGUGUUCAACACGACAACCAACGGCACCAAGAUAGAGGAGGACGAGGUGCCGGACAUCACGGACCCGUUCUUCCUCAUAGAGACCAUUUGCAUCAUCUGGUUCACGUUCGAACUGUCCGUGCGCUUCCUGGCGUGUCCCAACAAGCUGCAUUUCUUCCGGGACGUCAUGAACUUUAUCGAUAUCAUCGCCAUCAUUCCGUACUUUAUCACUUUAGCCACCGUUGUGGCAGAGGAGGAGGACACGUUGAACCUGCCACGUGCGCCUGCUAACCCGCAAGACAAAAGCACCAACCAGGCCAUGUCGCUGGCCAUUCUUCGUGUCAUUCGGCUCGUGCGAGUCUUCCGCAUCUUCAAACUUAGCCGGCAUAGUAAGGGCCUGCAGAUCCUAGGGCGCACGCUUAAAGCCAGUAUGCGCGAAUUAGGCUUGCUCAUCUUCUUCCUAUUCAUAGGUGUCGUGCUCUUCUCGAGUGCCGUCUACUUCGCCGAGGCGGGCUCCGAGAAUUCCUUCUUCAAGUCCAUCCCAGACGCGUUCUGGUGGGCAGUGGUCACCAUGACGACUGUGGGCUACGGCGACAUGACGCCGGUCGGCGUGUGGGGCAAGAUCGUGGGGUCGUUGUGUGCAAUCGCUGGCGUGUUGACCAUUGCGCUGCCCGUGCCCGUCAUAGUGUCGAAUUUCAAUUACUUUUAUCAUCGUGAGACGGAUCAGGAAGAGAUGCAGUCGCAGAACUUCAACCACGUGACCAGCUGCCCGUACCUGCCAGGCACCCUAGGCCAACACAUGAAGAAGAGCUCGCUAAGCGAAUCCUCCAGCGAUCUCGUCGAGCUGGAGGAGGGCCUGCUGGUGACGCGCGACCAGCUGGUCCGGAAGCAGAACUGCAAUCCGCGCCACAACAACAACAUCAACGCCAUGAGCAUCGAGACUGACGUUUGACUACGAGUGACGGAUGCGCUGCGCCCACGGCAUCUCGGCGUCCCAAGUUGGUGUUCCCUUCUCCGCCGCCAGCCGCCCUCAUCCUUGCCGCAAACAGCAAUAGCACCACCUCCAUCAACAACAACAAUAACAACAUCACGUUUCGCCAGCAGGAAAACCAAGUGUGUGCGCGCAGUGCUCCGGACGCUUACAGAUACUGCUACCAAUUCACAGUACUUGUUCUCGGUACUUUUGUAUUACCAUAACGAUUGUUUUUGGGUGAGAUAUCCUGCCAAACAUAUAAUAAUAACUUAAUUAUUACAUAAUAAUAAAUACCUAUAAAUAAUGAAUAACUUAUAAUAUAAUAACGUAAUUUAAUGAGUAAAACAACGCGCAUCGGCCGGCGGCAACUCAAACCUUACAACCCCCGCUCAAAUCGGUCUGCGGUCCUGUCGGUCCAGUCAAUUAUUAUACAGCACAACACAUUUUACCAGAUCAUUUUACCUAAAGCGGUCUCCUCUCACACACGAAGACGGAUGCUUCACAUCUAAACGCCACUUUACCUAAUACCUGCCAUUUUGAUAUGUAUUAUACGUCAUCCCCUUGAUUCUUCACGUCUCAUGUACAGUUGGGUGCUCAGGCCUUAAACGUAACGCAACGUAACGUAACGAGCGAUGGCCAACGCCGCGCGCGCGCGCCGGUGUGGCCGCAGCCUUAGUCUCUUAUGCCCAUGGAAACUCUACUGUAAAUUACCGAUGUACUUAAGCUAAGUAACUAACUGUACAUAGUUAUUUGUAACGUUACUACUCCCAUUCAAUGAAGUUAUUACAAUUGUGAUCCUGUUCGAAAUGAAUGUAUUAAAAUAAUAAUAUUGAAUUUUAACUAAGUAUAAAUACUGUAGCGGAUAACCUACUACUUACUGCUUUUAGUUUUAGCGGCAGCAGAGGCAUUUUAAACAAAAUAUAUUAUUGUUCGAAUAAAUUCAUUAAAGAUCGCUACUUUUGAUGUAUAAAAAACGCAAUGAAUAUUCUAAACUCGUCGAGUAUCUCAUAAUAACUUCCUUAAACAUUACUAUACCUACUUUAGUUUUACUGUUUAUAUUAAAGUUAGCCAAAGUUUUUGUACCCUUAAAGUGAUAUUUUCGAUUUAGGUAAAUGUUAAGAUUUGUAAUAAGAUUGACUACUAUAAGUCAUUGAAAUGGCUUAGAAAACUGUACUGCCUUUACGAAUAGAUUUUAAGGAAAAAACCAAAUUUUGCACUAUUUCUAAUUGAAUAAUUAAUACUCUUGAAGUGCGAGUAUCCAGCCAAAAUUUAUUAUUAUCGAUAAGGAUGUGCGAUACAAAUUUCUCUGGACCGGACUCGUUCCUCGCGGGCUUACACUAAAUUCAGACGUUUUGUGCUCAUACAAUACAUAUCUCUUAUGUAUACGAAAACAUCAAUACAACCCAAUUCGUGGACUCGCAAAAACCCUUCGUGAAAAGCUCAACUUUCAACACUUCUUUUUCGGCGGUUGUAUUGAAAGAAAAAAUUACAUAAAUUUCAGUCGAUGUCGCUUCUAAGCUAAGUUCGCUUCGAAUAUAACCCCAAAAAGAAUGCAUCGUUAAGUCAACGAAAGUCUUCUGAAACGUGCGGAGAUUUUUAAGUACCUACUAAAUCAAACAAGGGAAAAAACACCAAGCGAUUUUUUUAAUACUUACAGUACUAACAAGAACUAACGCUCAAAUUGCAGCACACUCCGUGAAGAAGCAAUAAGGGAUUCCUCAAACAUAUCUUUUAGUUUACGAACGGUUUGGUCCAGCGAAGUUGAAUCGUUACGAUAUUGUAAGAGUGAUAUUAUUUUAAGUAAAUUUAAGGUUAUUUUCUUCCAUUUCGGGAAAGAAAAGAGGCGGUUUUUAAAGCACCCGAAACAGUACUGAAUCAUCAUCGAAUUUUACCUACUUGUGCAAUUACGAUCAUGACGAACAAAUCAACUACAAGCGUCUUUAAACAUAUUUUUAUAUUGAUCACGUAUUUUUGUAUCGGCAAGCGUAACUAGAACCUGCACACGCCAAAUUGACGAUUUUCGAAUUACAGAGACAUCUUCAACGCCAUCUAACGGCGCAAUCUAAACAAACCCCACUCUUAAGUUCAUUUCAAUUCCUGUCCUAACGAAAAAUGUACUAUCUCGUUUUUACUUUGCAAAAUCGUCAAUUUGUCUAAAUCAUAAGCCAAAAAAUGAAUUUCCAUCUUUUUCUGAUUUCAGCGAUAAGUGGAGUCGUAAGUGAAAAUCAACAAAUAAAACAAGCACUGACAAUCCUAAUCCACAAAAAAGUGAUCCGAGGUAGCUGUGGACACGAUUCGACUCAAAGUGGCAUUUAGUAGAGUUAAACUGAGUAAUAAAAUAGCACCAAAUUACAAAAAAACAACUAUUGCCUAUUCUAGUAAAUUUUGGCUUCGUCUAUUAACUUACAUGCUAUAAUAAUAGUAAGAGUUGUAGGUGUUAAGAUAUUUUUAAAAUAUAAGGUUAGAAAUAACAACCAUGUAUUAGCAUAAGUAUUUUAUACAUUUUUAGAAUCCAUUACUCUGUAUCUACAUACAACAUUUAAAUAUUUGAGAUGUUCAAGUUCCAUUAUGCGAAAAAUCAAUGCCACCUAGCGUGAAACUCAGUGAUUAAUUUGACGUUUGAUCGUACCCACAGCUCUUUGAUCACUUUUUUAACAUAACAGUAUUUAAUGGUCUCAUUCGUCCAUGUACUUAGUACAAACUAGAUUAUAUCCUUCAUUUUAACGUACCAUAAGAUUUUUAAAAAUUAUUUUAUUUAGUGUUCUAAAAUCAGUAUCUCAAGAGACCUUAAGUUAUUGUUAUCGAAAAUUUUAUUUACAAAUACAAACUUGUCAAACUUUUAAAUCCACUACUGAUUUGUUGACUUAUAGUGACGCAUGGAAAAGUAUUCUAGUCGGCUGUGGACACUAUUGUACAAAAUUACCAACCAGUUACCUUAAAAGUUGCUUAAAGUUUGAGGCAGUGCAUUACUUAAUGCAGUUUUGCCAACUAAUAGUUUCUCGUGUCGUCACACACAAUCCAGGUUGGUCAACCUGAACAAAACGUCAAACACGUCAAUUAGAGUCAUUUUUGCGUGCGUCCAAAACUUUCCACUUGUCUGUAAGUUCACAAAUAUGUAAAUUUACAGAACAUUUUCCGGUUUUCGCGCAGCUGUAAACUUUACACACGAACUCCCAGUUUUGGCAGUCGUCUGUAAGUUUACAGAUGACAGUUACUUAAGUUGGGUUACAGACAAGUACUAAAUGGUGGAUCGAUUUAUGCUAACAAAAUCUCCGCCAACUUCGCAGCAACAAUAUUUGCUAAAAAUUUGUGCACUUAAAGCGCGCUGUAGAAAAUUUUGUUGCUUGCUUUUUUUGUUUCUUUAAGUCUACAGUUAUCUGUCAAAAUUGACAGUUGGCUGUUGGUCACAUCACCGAACUGGGACAGUUUGACGUUACAUCACAUUUAUUGUGUUUGCACACUCUGGUCGUCAAACAAUCAUCUGAAACGACAUAAUUAACUAAAUAUGUUUGAUGUUAGUUAACAUAUUUGGUAUUAGUUAGCAUUAGCCAGGGAUAUGAACUCCGUUUAAUUUUGGUUCACAAUAUUUUUUACCAGUUAAAUUAGCAAACUUAGUUCAAACUGACGACAGGUUAUAAAAUAUAGACACAAAAGCAUCAUGUCUUAAGCACAAAUUACACAAGUUAUGAAUUCUGUUUCAUAUCCCUGCUUCUGAGUAGAACACACGUAGCAUGACUUUUGUUUUGUUAAUCAUAUUGUUAACAUUGACCAAGAGAAAAGACAGUGUUUGAAGAGGAAUAAAAACACUGUCACCUUGAAGCUUCCUUGUAAAGCAUUUGGUCGUGUAAUGAGGGCUUUAGUGUGUAAAAAUUAGCGAAGUUGAGAUAAAUUUUCUCCGUCUACUACUGCAAACUUUUCUAGAAAACACUUGACAAGUUUUUAUUAAGUACCAAUAUUGCACGACGAACAAAUAUACUUUAAAAAUUAUAUUAUAUUUAAGUUAAAGUUGUUCUAAAGGCGAAAAGAACCGUUUUAACUUUUUUACGAUGUAAAACUAAAAAAAAUCUUAUUUUUGUAAAUUUGAGGUUUGUUUUAUGUGUCUUACAAUAAUUUAGUUGUAAAUUUUAAGUCGAAAUUAUCGAUUUACUAACUUGAUGUGAAUAUUGAGAAAGAAAUGAAAAUAUGGCGCGUAAUUUAAACGGUCAUGGCAAUGUCAUAAAAUGUAAUUUUCUAUUGUAACUAUAUUUGUCGCUAAACUAAAGAAGAAUUGCUAUCAAACUUGCAUUUUUGCGUUCUAAUAGAUAUUUAACUUAACCUAGACAUACUAGGUAAUUUCAGAUUGUCGCAUUAGUGCAGUAAGGUAACUUAUUACUUACUCGAAGCUUGCUAUCAUAGAAAAAAUUGAUCGUGACGUCCUCAUUGUCGACGAUAAAAUUACCAUUGCUUUGCUGUUUUCGCGCAUAAAAAUAUCAUUUCCAAGUACUAGUUAAAUAAUUUUGAUUGUUGUGUUCGUUUUGUUUUUUUUAAUUUUUCGAAAAUUAUAGUCAAAAAUAUUGUACGAAAAUUUGUCCAACGUGGUAGAAACGUUUAAAUAUGUCUAACGAAGUCCGACGUGUGUAUUUUAAAAGGAAGUAUGGUUUUAGAGUGCAACGUUUCUGCCAUGUGUUUGAUCUAUCUGUCCGUUCCUCUUCAGACUCUGUCUUGCGCGUCAGUACUGUACCGGGUGCUCUGAAAGCCCUCCGUCUAGGAAAACCAGUGCAGUUUGUCGCUGUAUGCAUGCCUGACGUCGAUAUACAGGGUGUGGUCUGUCGAGCGUAGAGUCACGUGGACCGAAAGGAUUCGCAGGUCGUGAAAUGGGGCUUUAGUCUCCCGUAAGGCCUUGUCAGCGCCCGCGUCGUGGCGCGUCGAUGAAUGCUGUGUAGUGUGCUCACCACCGAACUCUAUUAGUUGUCGGCACUGUUUUAAGUGCUUGUAUUUUUGGGCUGUGUGAAGCUUACCUAGGGUUGGAUUAGCUUUAGCCCUUGUUACAUAUCCACCCGCGUAGCCGGACCGGUCGGGCGUUUGCGGCCGGGAGCCCCGAGGGCCGCCGAAGGCGCCCGAGGAGCCCCGAGGAUCGCCGGCCGGCACCGACCUGCGGCCGCACGCGCCCCACCCUCGCAAUAUAUCACUAUUUAAAUCGAAUUCGAAUGCUAAAUAAUCAUUACUGUGUAGAUAAUCAAUAAUCAAAACACGAAAAUGGUUUCAUUUCUUUGUAUCAGGCGGUAUACUUGUGUAUGUUAAUGUUAUUAUUGUUGUUUCGUUCGUUUGCGGCUAAGGGGGGGCGGGGGGACCGGCCCUCUCUCGCUCCCCUCUGGCCGACACACACCAACCGUGCGCGUCCGAAAAGGCGCCGCUCAUUGUCAUUUUUUUGUGAAUCAGUAUGAAUCUAGUCAUGUUUGUUACAAUUUAAAAUAUUUUAUAAAUGUUGAUUAAUAUACGACAUUCCUAUUUCA